Messenger RNA from Thamnophis elegans (Western terrestrial garter snake), 660 nucleotides. Its product is annotated as ras-related protein Rab-2A-like. Gene Ontology annotation, molecular function: GTPase activity; GTP binding. The record is from RefSeq and is a predicted model, not a curated record. Gene Ontology annotation, cellular component: Golgi apparatus. NCBI's taxonomy places the organism in Eukaryota, Metazoa, Chordata, Lepidosauria, Squamata, Natricidae.
AUGAAACCAAAUGUUAAUUUUUGGGAUGAAGGCAGGGUCCAGUCGAAGGACAACUCUGUCCGGGACAAAACAGACAAAAGGUUUCAACCAAUUAAUGACCUUACUCUAGGUGUAGAAUUUGGUGCUCAAAUAAUAACCAUUGCGAAACAGAUAAAACUUCAGAUAUGGGAUACAGCUGGGCAGGAGGCCUUCUGUUCCAUCACAAGGUCAUACUACAGAGGGGCAGCAGGUGCUUUACUAGUGUAUAACAUUACAAGGAGGGAUACUUUCAAUCGUUUGACAACAUGGUUAAAAGAUGCCUGCCAGCAUUCUAAUUCCAAUAUGGUUAUGCUAAUUGGAAAUAAAAAUGAUUUAGAGGCUAGAAGAGAAGUGAAAAAAGAAGAAGGUGAAGCAUUUGCAAGAGAGCAUGGCCUUAUCUUUAUGGAAACAUCUGCCAAAACUGCUUCAAAUGUAGAAGAGCCAUUUAUUAACACAGGAAAGGAAAUCUAUAAAAAAAUACAGGAGGGAGUUUUUGACAAUAAUAAGGCAAAUGGUAUUAAAAUCGGCCCUCAGCAUGUUGCUACUAGAACACUUGCAGACAAUCAAGGAGGACAACAAGCUGCUGUUGAACCUAGCUGCCUGAUGAGACCUACUAACUUUCAUCCUCCCCUCAGAUUAUGA